AUGGGUGAGAUUAUGGACUUCUCUUAUCAACAUCUAUGUGACUCUCCAUUGACUGAGACAACAACAAAAGACUUGGAGCGUAUGAAAUUCCACAGUUCCUUAAAAGAGUUCACCUCCUCUGUAUCUAACGCAAUAGCAAAACAAGAAAGAGAGAUGAAGAAUGGAGAAGGAGAAGAAGAGCCACAUACAACAUUGAGCAGGAAGGGGAAGAGAAAGAUUAAGUAUUUUGUGUCCAUAGCAAAAUCAUAUCAGCCUUACAUGUUCUUUCAAGCUCGAUCGGUAAAUAACAUUACUUGGACUUGGACCACUUGGUUGAUGUAA
Molecule: messenger RNA, 321 nt
Organism: Eruca vesicaria subsp. sativa (arugula)
Lineage: Eukaryota; Viridiplantae; Streptophyta; Magnoliopsida; Brassicales; Brassicaceae
Source: the annotation of a GenBank genome assembly